Paramecium sonneborni is the source of this 610-nucleotide messenger RNA. The record is from the annotation of a GenBank genome assembly. NCBI's taxonomy places the organism in Eukaryota, Ciliophora, Oligohymenophorea, Peniculida, Parameciidae.
UAUGAAUUGGUUAGAGAAUGUGAUUGAUAUAAAGAUUUUGAUUGCUUUUGGAGUUGGUGUUCUUUCAGCUUCUCUAUGUCUAAUUCCGAUGCUGAGGGAACACAAUCAAGAAAAUGCUUAACAAUCAAAAAUGAAAUUAUCGACUAAAUCAAUUCCAUCUACAUAAGAUCUCAAAUAAGUUUAUAUCAAAGGAAAUGAAAAACAAUAAUGCCAGAAAAAUGAAAUUAAAAAUGAGAGAAAAAAGAAUAAUCAGAAUUCCAUUAAGUUAGAUAAAAAUUAAUAAGAUUUUUUUUUAAACUAAGAUAAAGGAAUCAGAAAAAAAAUAAAAUAACAGAAUAGUGAUGAGGAAUCAUCUUCUCAAAUUAAUUCAUCAUCUUAAAGUUUUAUUGAUAAUGAUGGGUUUUAAAACUAUAUUAAAUCAAAUAACAGUAAAAUAUUUAAAUAUAAAAUAGUAAAAAAUUAGAAUGAAAAUGAUUAACUACCUUCUUCUUCAAGAUUAUAAGAGGGUGAAUAAAUUUAAGUAGAUUCAGAAGAGUAUUAAGAAGAAUUGAAAUAAGAUUCUCUUAUUCCACAAGAAUCAUUGAAAGAAUAAGAUGAAUUUAACAAUUGA